AUCGAUUUUUUCUUUAUUUUAUUUCCCUGUUUGGAUUUUUUUAAGUAACAACUUGAUUUCUAAAAAAACGUGAUUAAAAUAGACUAUUGAGGAAAUGUCACAAUCGACACUUCCAAAUAUCAAGUUAAGCUUGCCACACAGUCGAUUUAAAAAUUCUUUAACUCAGCUAAGUGAUUUUUUUAGUGAAUUUGGCCCACUUUCACCAGCUGUUAAUCAUGAUAGGCCUGAGAGAUCACUUCAUAUGCGUCUUUACACGCUGGAUAAAAGGAAUUUUGUUUUGGUCAUUAUGGCGUUUUUUGCGUGUUUCAGCCUUGGAAUAUUCAUUGGAUUAGCAGGCCCAGACAUAACACUAAUCAAGGAGAUAAAUGCAAUGUCUUUAGUAAACAGUUCGCAAGAUGAUUUUCUCGCAAAUGGACCUUUUGUCAUUCAAACCCAACUACUUGGGACGUAUUCACGACAAUUAUGGUUGUUCGCGAAAUAUAAAAUAGAAAGCACAGAUAAUGAAAUUUUUGAUACAUCGUUCAAUGUAAAUGUGAUAAUAAAAGGACUGGAAGAUGAGACACUCGUGGAGCUUGAUGAAUAUUCUACAAUUAAUCGUACGAGACAUUUGAAGUGCAAAGGAAAUCAUUGUGAAGAGUUUACCAUCGUUCAUUUAGCAUGGUUGGAAUAUUCACAUUAUCAAUUUAAUGUUCACUUUUAUGGAUUAACUCAUAAAAGAUAUAAUAUCAACAAAUUAACAUUUUACAUAAAAACGUUCAACCCCGCUUAUACAUCUUUAGAAAUAAGUUUUCGUCUUAUAUUCUUAUUCUUCGCAUUUAUUACACUUUGCUGGUUCUACCACACGCUGAAGAAGCAUCCAAUAACUAUAUGGUCGAUUGAACAAAAAUUCACAUUCAUCCUUCUUCCCAUGUUGAUUUUAUUUAACAAUCCGUUAUUUCCACUGAUGUUUCUGUGUAACUCGAUGAUUGUUGGAAUGAUCGAUGCUUUAUUUCAAACAACAUUUCUAUGUGCACUGCUGCUUUUUUGGGUAACAGUUUAUCAUGCUCUACGACAAAAUCUGAGAUCGUUUUUCAGUUUUUAUCUUCCUAAAAUUCUCAUUUUGUCACCGAUUUGGCUUUGUGCUUUAACACUUGCUACUUGGGAGAAAUGUUCAGAACUGAGAGAUCCAACAUGGAUACAUUUUGUUGAUGGAAAUUAUGGUGGAUUUAAAACAUUCUUCUAUAUAUCAGUAGCUAUGUACAUCAUCUACUUGCUGUUCUUAAUAUUCAGUGCUUAUAGUGAUUUACGAACAAUGCAGUACUUUGACAUGCGACUUAAAUUUUUGUCACUUCUCAUGAUAUUUGUUAUGGUUGUGACUGUUUGGACAACAAUCUCAAGAUUCGGUGGGAUUGGAAUCGUUGAAGACAACUUUGUCGGACAAUUGUCAACCACCUACAAAAGUUCAGCACAUUUUAUGUGCUUCUAUGGAAUGAUCAACUUUUACAUCAUAACAAUGAGUUAUGUUUAUAGCCCGGUGUCAACAUUAAACGAACCUGUAAGAAAAGAUAAUCCGGCAUUCUCAAUGAUUAAUGAUUCUGACGAAGAGGAAUUAUCGCCAACAACAUUGAACAAACAAUUAACAGAUUCUGCUCCGGCAGUAUUGGAUACCGAGUCGAUUCAUGUGACGAUUGAAAGUACACCAAAAACAAAAGAUGUUGGUAGUCAAAAUGGUAACAAUAAAAUUUCUAAACCUCCUGAAAAUAUUUCACCAGUUAUGCGAACAGUUGAAUUAGGAACAGAAAGAAUUCAAGAAGGUUUUGUUAAUGGAGAAAUUAUUGUUACGCUUCUUCCUGUUAAUGAAAGUUUUGCAUGGAUAACUCCUGCUGUAUUCCGUCCUGAAUUGGUACCUGAAGAGUUAAUGGCUGAAGGUUUGACUCUAACUGUCGAGGAAUAUGUUCAUGCAAUGGAAACUUUAGUUAACGAUUACAGAUUUACUGCUUAUAAUAUUUGUUAUAAGCGUGUAUUAAUGCUUUGGAUAAUUCUUGCAUUUUGCGUUCUUCUUGGACUUCUUUUCUCUGGUAUCACUGGAAUUCUUCUUUUCUCGUUGGGCGUUGCUUGGCUAUUUCUAAAUGCAACAGCAAUAUUCAUUUGCAUGUGGAUUAAGUUAAAAUUGGCACGGGGUUUGGAAAAGUGUCUCGCCCGAGUUAAUAGCCAAUUAAUGAAGCACAAAAUAGUUAUUGCCUUAGACGACAGGGGAAAUAUUUCGUGUCACAAAAUAAACCUUUGUUUCAUUUAUUUCGAUCCAACACAAUGCAUUAAUUACAUAAACAGUUUCAUUGAGAGAAAUGAACAGAAUGGAGCGCCAGUGAACCCUGGUUGGGAAUCUCGUUUAGAUAUUGAAGCAAAUGACAUUGUUAUUCAGGGAAGCAGCAGCAGAAGAGUACCAAGAAAACAGGAACUGGCGGAAAAGGUUUGCUUACGAUACUUGCAACGAUGGGGAAAAGAUCUUUUAAGGCAUCGUUUAGAUUGGCAAAUGACUGAAGACGGUGUUUCUUCUCAACCUCGACAUCUUCGCGUUUCUUACUGCUUGUGUCAAUAUGUAGAAGAAAUUCUGGUCUCAAAAAUCCCAAAAAUUUCAAGCAACAAUUCGUCAAGUUGUUGCUGUUGUACUUCAAAUCGUGGGGAACAAAUGGUUUUGCGUUACAUUUCGCGUUGGGGUCAUGAGAUGCUGAGAAAUUGGCUUAAAGUUACUAAUGAAGAACCAGGUCGACAUAUGGUGAAGAAUUUGUGUCCUUGUCAAUUUAUUGUUAGCCAUUUGGAAUACAAACCUAAAGGUGCUGGUUACUGUUUUUGUUAUCCAUCGUACACUGAAGAAAACAAUUUUUUGUAUCCGUGUUAAUCCAUGUCAGUAAUAAAAACAAUCUUUUUUGUUUUGCAUUCUUAUUUG
This is a messenger RNA of Clunio marinus, 2926 nucleotides long. NCBI's taxonomy places the organism in Eukaryota, Metazoa, Arthropoda, Insecta, Diptera, Chironomidae. The record is from the annotation of a GenBank genome assembly.